AUGAAAAAUCAAUGUUAUAAAUACCCAAUAUAUGAAAUCACAACAAGUGGACUUACGCACUCCGUAAAGACCCAAUGGGGAUUUAUUUUUCCCAUCCAAACGAAUACCUUGCAGCCAUUUACCUAUAACAUAGGCAGAAGAAUCUUUAUUAAAAGUUUCGCAAGCAUAGAAAUAAAAAAUAAAGAAAUUUCUAUUGAUUUCAGGGAUUCUGAUGGUAUUUCUUUGCUCCAUCACAAAAUUCCUAUAAGUGAGCUUUAUGAGCCAGCUAUAAGAAGCUAUUUAUGUGACCAGACAGUAAAAGAGAGGAAUAUAAAGCAUUGGCUUACUCCCCCCUCCGUGAGCCACAAAAAAAUCUUGUUCGCUCACAGAGGGGGUUAAUGUUUUUUUUUAAAAAAAAAUUAUAUAUAAAUUUUAUAGAUUUUUUUUUUUUCAAAAUUUAAAAAAAUCCCACUUCGCAAAAAUUGGAAAGCAAAUAUUAAUUUAAUUUGUAAAAUUUAUGUUUUAAAACGCAAAUCGUUUAAACUUAAGCAGAAUUAGCUAGAGAUUUCAUUAGAAUAAUUAUCACUUAUAUAUCAAAAAUUUUUUUCAUAAAAAAUUUUCUUCACGGUGGGUUUUUAGGCAAAAAUAGGGAUUUUUCUAAUGGUUUUGUUCGGAAACGGGGAGAGUUAGUUAUUGUUGGUGUUUUACUCCCCUCUACUGAUCUAUAUUUUGGUUUUCAUCAAAUUUAUAA
Blepharisma stoltei is the source of this 730-nucleotide messenger RNA. Lineage: Eukaryota; Ciliophora; Heterotrichea; Heterotrichida; Blepharismidae. The record is from the annotation of a GenBank genome assembly.